Schistosoma curassoni is the source of this 2519-nucleotide messenger RNA. Lineage: Eukaryota; Metazoa; Platyhelminthes; Trematoda; Strigeidida; Schistosomatidae. The record is from the annotation of a GenBank genome assembly.
CCCUACGUUAUAGCUGUCUGAUGGUUUUGGAGUUUUGAUCGCCAUUAUCGCUCAGGAAAAAAAUGGACUGUUCGGUUCAGGUGUCACGUUCUAAAGUCACAGUUUCAAAUUUAGUGUUUGAUCAUUUCCACUGUUAAAAACAUGUCAGAUAUUUCAAACUUGUGUUCAUUAACUCAAUAGGUAAUCCAUUUUUGCAAACGGUAUAUACAGGAAACCAUAACGAGGCAACAAUUAUUUUAAGUGACUAAUAUGGUUGAACACUCCAGUUAGUCACAUUUUUUAUUCAAUGGCCGCAUUUCUGAAUCAGAAAGGAGAAGAGUGAAAUGGCAGAACACUGGUCAGUCGGACCCACAGUUCAUUUUGGUUCACAUUCGCUUCUUCCCUCCACUGACCUUCAAAUAUUGUGGGACCUACUUCAGUGUAGGGACUGCUGGUUCAGACGCAUUUAUCACCAACUUGCUGCCAACGAACUUCGGUCAAAUUCAGUUGUGGCACUAAGCCCUCGGAAAAGUUUAAUCCCUUCUGUUCCCUUCCAUAGUCUUACGAGAGCGAUCCAAGCAGUCUUACGCGGCCUCAAUCUAAAUCGUAAAUGCCCAUCAAAACUAGACACGAAAGCGACCAACUUAGCAUCAUUUCUGCAUUUGCAUAUAAAGACUAGUUAUCAUCAUAUAACUGUAGUCAGUACCAAAUUCUGUAUCAAAAGACAGUAUUGGGUCUGCCCUUCUCAUGGACGUCGUCUGUUCGAUUUGCUAUACUGUAGUGGCAACUUUAGUAUUCCGGAGCGGAAAGAUGGGUUAGACUUCGAUUUAACUAUUCGUUCAAUAAUCCCUCAGGGUCAAUCUGAUUUCUUUCGAUCUGUUCAGCUUUCAAGCUCCUCAGAUGAAAGUGAUGAACCGGAACAGACUUUUUCUGUUCAGAUCCACACUCCAGAGCUGUAUAUAGUAAAGUCAAAUCCAGGAGGUUCUCACAAUCAUUUGUCUACGAAGGCAUGUUCCACCGAACCCAAAAAAUUCAUAAGCAAACAACUUUAUGAAGUCAACAGGAAAUGGUCGUUCAAAUACAGUGUAAAUGACUUAAACCAUAAACAUCUGUACAGUGAAAACGACGCUCGACAUACCUGUGAUUCUCACAAUGAAAGAAAACUAGAUGGUCCAAAACAUGUGCAUUUUCCUAGGGGGAACCCUAUCUCUGCUGUAUACAAUCUUUAUACAUAUGCUACAGCAAGCAGGUUGGAAAGGUCUAAUCGUAUUUGGGAAAUAGAAGCAAGGUCCCGCUACUUCGAUCGUUUGAAGUAUUUAAUAUCAAAUGGUUUCGAGGCUGACCUAGCAUCCCAGUUGGCAGGAGAUGAUGAAUCUACGGAAAUUCACUCUAGUGUUAAUAAAGCUCUUGACAAUAAAGCAUGCAAACAAGACAAUCUCAAACCGACGAAUGUAAUAUCUAAGCGUUCAAAACCUCGACAUCGCAAGCGUAAUCGGAAGCGUGGAUCCAACCCAGUAUCCCUGUUAUCUUCACAUUCACAUAAUGCAACCGACCCUAGUAUUUCACGAAAUAAAAUUGAUGAUAACUAUCAGAAAUGUGUAUCCCUUGCACAAUAAUUAUCAGAUUUCCUUAAUUUAUAAUCGUUGAUAUUCCUGAGUCAAACAGGGCAUAAUGGUGUAGCAAUCAAACUCUAGACGUUGGUUAGAGUUAUCAACGAUAAAAAUAAACAACAUCCUAAUUAGUCAGCAUUUUGCCUUCGGUAGUUUUUUUGAUGAAAAAAGAUAUAUUACCAUGAUUGAAGCAAACAAAGAGAUUUCCGUUUUUGGAACUCCCGUUUCGUUACCUACUGUGAAUAAUUCAAACACGUAUGUCGAGUAGAAUAUGAUUGCAAAAAAACAAAAAUACUAACUCUACAAUAAAAAAGGUCAUAAUUUAACAAGCAGUUUUUGUGUAUCCAACUCAUAGAGCUUCUCUAACAAAUUUUUGGAUUUCUUAACUACCCUCAAAAAUAAUGAUCAACUUCUGGUUAAAUUAUUCAGAUUGCUGUACUAAUCGAAAAAGUCAACUGAAAGAAAUAACAAAAAUCAUUGGAAAACUUGAUCAUUUUGUAUAAUAACGAAUAAACAUACUCAUAUUUGGCAUUUUACCGUUAAAUAUUUUGAGAGAUAUAUUGUAGAAAAUAUCUGCGUUAUUAAACAUACAUCAAAGACUCCAAGUGAAUAAAAUAUAACUUGAUAUAUACUUCAUUCGACAAACAUGUAACUGAAAUGACAUACAUGAUUAUUCAUUUUUGUCAGAAAUUACAUUUGAUCUCUGACAGAGUUUGUAGUUCUCUUGUAUUCGACAACUUUCAGUACAACUAUUCGAGUAAUAAAUCUCACUAAUUCAUCAUAUAUGUUGUUAAUCGGCACAUGUAUUAUUAAAGAAUCGUUGAUUGUAUGAUUAAAAUAUAUUGUCAACAGAAGUUUUACUAAAAUAACUAAAAAGCAUUUUAAAAAUAUUUUUAAUAGACAUGGUAUAUAAUCGAUACCCAAAAAUAG